UGGAGUCAGCCGGAGCACGUUGGAAUUGGUGAUCAAGCGGUUCGAGUAUCGCUCGGAAUGCGUCGAGAAGCGCUGAGAUACAGUUCUAAACACGCGAGUAUCGAGAAACGAUCGAUUUGAUGCUCGGAACGAAGCAUGAAUCCGAGCGAGGUUGAAUUCCUCGGCGAGAAACAGCUGGUCAGUAUUGUACCGAAUUUCAACUCCAACGUAAUUUACUUGAUCUCGGGUUCAGUGGGUCCGUUCCGCGCCGGUUUGCCCGUCAAGGUGCCGAUCUGGCUCGCCGUCUGUCUGAAGCAGAAGCAGAAGUGCCGUAUCGUCAGCCAAGAAUGGAUGGAUAUCGAGGGUCUGAACGAGAGGAAAGAGAUGGAGAAGAUGUCCAAGUUGUUUACAGAGAUGCCGAGCAGUCAUUAUAUGGACGAGAGUCAAAUUCUGCUGAAUGUGGCAAAUGACGAUAUUCCUGACGCAGAUGGAAUAAGAAUUGCUGUAAAGGACAUGUGGGACAUAAGAAUGUCCAAAUUACGAACAUCUGUGGAUGCUUUUGUGAAGAGUGAAGGGGUGCAUGCGAGACUGGAUCAUCUCACUGCAAUGGAAAUUAAUGGUAUUCGUCCGCUGCUGCCACAUGCGUUAGAUCAAAUGUUGCGGAUACAAUCUGCAAAUUCAGAUGAAGUAAAUUCCCAACAGAGCAGUGGAAGUGGAAGUUUAACACGUCAGUUCAGGAAAAGGAAUCGUGAGAUCCGAUCAACCUUUAUACCAUUCGUAUACAAAUGCAUCCGGUGUAUAUAAAUGCGUAUGCGAGCACGCUCGAAGGUGCUUGGAAGUUGAAACCUGCAUGACCGGCAAGGUCGAGGAACCUAACGCAACCAGCCUAGCGGUGAGAUAUAAACAGAAAAGAAAUGAAAGGGACAAACCUACCUUCUCCCUUUCAAGAUCCUGCUCGAAUACUUUAUAUCGAACGCUUCGAAAUUGGAACGCUUUAG
Messenger RNA from Mycetomoellerius zeteki, 977 nucleotides. It is a transcript of the gene Psf2, whose product is annotated as DNA replication complex GINS protein PSF2-like protein. The record is from RefSeq and is a predicted model, not a curated record. Gene Ontology annotation, biological process: DNA replication; double-strand break repair via break-induced replication. The coding region runs from base 136 to 783 and encodes 215 amino acids. The transcript is spliced from 5 exons. Gene Ontology annotation, cellular component: GINS complex; nucleus. NCBI's taxonomy places the organism in Eukaryota, Metazoa, Arthropoda, Insecta, Hymenoptera, Formicidae.